Molecule: messenger RNA, 579 nt
Organism: Fraxinus pennsylvanica
Lineage: Eukaryota; Viridiplantae; Streptophyta; Magnoliopsida; Lamiales; Oleaceae
Source: the annotation of a GenBank genome assembly
AUGGAACCAGCUGGUGGUGGUGCUGCAGCUCAGUGCAACCGUAGCCUCGGGAAGGGGAAUACUAGUUCCUCCUCUUUCCGCCUCCGUAGCCCGAGUCUCAACAAGAUCCGUCUACGUCGAAUCUUUGAUAUCUUCGACAAAAACAACGAUGGCGUGAUCUCCCUCGAUGAGCUCAGAGAGGCUCUCGGCCUACUCGGCCUUAACGCCAAUAUGGCCGAACUAGAAUCGAUGAUCCAAUCACAUAUUCAACCUGGAAAUGCUGGCCUUACGUACAAAGAUUUCGAGGAUCUACACGUGUCGUUGAACAACGUGUUUUUUGGGUUGGACGAGGUUGUAGACGAGGAAGCACAGGAAGAGUCUGAUUUGUCUGAGGCGUUUAAGGUUUUCGACGAGGACGGGGAUGGAUACAUUUCGGCCCGGGAGUUGCAAGUGGUGUUAGGCAAGUUAGGAUUGCUGGAAGGUGGAGAAAUCGAUAGAGUGGAGCAGAUGAUUUCUUCGGUCGAUAGCAACCACGAUGGACGCGUAGAUUUCUUCGAAUUCAAGAACAUGAUGCGUUGUGUUACUGUCCCUUCUUCUUGA